AUGCAGGCAUCUAAAAACAAAGCUGGGUCUUCCCCGAGGGCUCAGCCUGGGACAGCCCCGGCAGCCUUUGGCUGCCGUAUGGAAGAUCACAGCAAGUACGUCCAGCCCGUCCCGCUCCCGGCCGUGCAGCAGAACUUGAACUAUGUGUACCCUCAAAUCUUUUGGGUGGACGGCAGUUCCAACACCACUGCGUCCUGCCCCCCAGCGCCCUCCGCCGCUGCUUUCCCACCGCCAGUGCCUGACCGGAGGAGAAAGCCGAGGAACAGGGAAGGGAGGAGUGUUGGCUUCCUGGUGACCUCUUUGCUGAUCCUGCUGGCCCUCACUGGAGUGGGGCUGAGCAUGUUUCAGAUUUUCCAUCUGGAGAAAGAGCUAGCUGAACUCAGAGAGUCUACCGCCUCUGAACGCAUCCCUCCAGCUCUGGAGAAACUCAUAGGGCAAAAGGAGCAGUUGUUGAAAUCAGAGGGCAGGAAGGCAGCUCACUUAACAGGGAACCCGGCCCAGCAGGACCUGCCUCUGGAGUGGGAACCCACCUCUGGGCAUGCCUUCACCAGUGGCAUGCAGUACCAUGCCCAGGGCCUGGUCAUCAACGAGACUGGGCUCUACUUUGUGUACUCCAAUGUGCUCUUCCGCCACAGCCUCUGCACCGGCCAGGUGCUGACCCACGUUGUCUACAAGAGAAACCCCACCUCACCCAGCAGCCAGGUGCUGAUGGAGGACAAAAUCCUCAACUACUGCAUGGGUCCCCAAAAGUGGGCCCGGAAGAGCUACCUGGGGGCUGUGUUUAAGCUGGGGAAGAUGGACAGUUUGCACGUCAAUGUCUCCAAAAUAGCUCUGGUUAGUUUUGAGGAGUCCAAGAUGUUCUUUGGCUUGUUCAAGCUUUGA
This is a messenger RNA of Indicator indicator, 882 nucleotides long. RefSeq names its product Fas ligand (gene FASLG). Gene Ontology annotation, cellular component: membrane. Lineage: Eukaryota; Metazoa; Chordata; Aves; Piciformes; Indicatoridae. Gene Ontology annotation, molecular function: tumor necrosis factor receptor binding. The transcript has 4 exons. The coding region runs from base 1 to 882 and encodes 293 amino acids. The record is from RefSeq and is a predicted model, not a curated record. Gene Ontology annotation, biological process: immune response; positive regulation of canonical NF-kappaB signal transduction; extrinsic apoptotic signaling pathway via death domain receptors.